Molecule: messenger RNA, 903 nt
Organism: Eimeria maxima
Lineage: Eukaryota; Apicomplexa; Conoidasida; Eucoccidiorida; Eimeriidae
Exons: 3
Coding region: 1-903 (300 amino acids)
Biological process (GO): protein catabolic process
Cellular component (GO): cytoplasm
Molecular function (GO): leucyl-tRNA--protein transferase activity
Source: RefSeq, a predicted model, not a curated record
AUGGGUUUUCACGGUUGGGCUACUGCGUGUGAUGUGGGGUCGGUACCGCCACAGUGUCUCAGAGCUUUGCACCGGCGAACGUUGCGCGAUGCUGCAUUGCGGCGCCAGCGGGGCGAGUCGCCUGAAGAAUCUACUGAGGUCCAAGCUCCUACCCAUCCCAACGUACACCAGACUGUGCAACAAACAAGUAGCGGACGCCUCUGUCCUGAAGAUGUGCACCUACACAGUUUUGAAGUUUGGGUGCCUCUGUGCGAAAUCGCGACUACCAAGUUUUUGCCACUGAAGAGCUCUACGGCAGGGACAGGGUGCUCAACUGAAGCCACCCAGGGAAGCGAUGCACCUGCAAUGACUUUGUCAGAGGCUUUGGCCUCUCUUGGCGCGUCUCCUCGUAUUGGAGAAGCGAGCACACAAUACAAGGACCUUUGUCUUGUUGCAGGAGAAGUCGGCGUAUCUGUCGGCAGAGUGUACACCAGCCUAACAGCCUUCACGGAUGCAGACUCAGCUGGGACUGCGCAGCUCACAGCCACCAGGCUGCUCCUCCGUAAAGCUGGGCAUGAGCUUUUGGAUUUAGGAAUGAAUUUACCUUACAAAGCAUCUCUAGGCGCGAUGCCGCUGCCCCGGGAAGUUUUCCUCAAAUUGUUUCGACGCCUUCGCGACCGAAAUGCUGAGCCACUUGACGCUACCAUACAGCAUUGUCACGAGUCAACAGAAACCGCAGCCAAGCUACAACAUGUAGCCUUCGAACAAUCGAAGAGGAAAGGGGCUGGAAGAGCGGAUAAAAUGUCUUGUAUGGGAUGCAGCUUGAUGGGUCACAGAAAUCACCGUUCAGUCAACGACAGUAGCCGGCUGGUUACGGAGAUAGAGUCAGACACAGCAGUAGUAGUACUGCCUGUACUGGCGUAG